AUGAUGCAAGUUCUUCUUUACAUGUCUUUCGUUGUAGUAAUAUUUUCUCUGUUACUAAACCCUUGCCAUUGUCUCAAUCUCAAAUUAUUUAAUGGUUCCAAAAUUCAAAAUGAAGAACAAUGGCAAGUAGCAGGAGCUACAAUGUUUGGACCACCAGAGGGUGCUGGGUCGGAUGGGGGUGCUUGUGGAUACAUUGACAGUGUGGAAAAACCUCCACUCUCUAAAAUGGUAUCAGCUGGGGGUCCUUCUCUUUACCUUGGUGGCAGAGGAUGCGGGGCAUGCUAUCAGGUAAAAUGCACAGAAAAUGCCUUUUGUUCAGGAAACCCUGUGAGCGUGAUGAUAACUGAUGAAUGUCCCGGUUGUACCUCACCAUCAGUUCAUUUUGAUCUCAGUGGCACUGCCUUUGGUUCCAUGGCAACUCCAGGCCAAGCAGAUAAUCUUCGCAAUGCUGGAGUGCUUAAUAUUCUCUACAGAAGGGUUGCAUGCUCCUUUGGGAACUCUAUGGCCUUCACUAUCGAUAAUGGGGCCAACCCAUAUUAUUUUGCUACCGAAAUAGAAUACGAAAAUGGGGGUAGUGACCUUGUGGCCAUAGAGUUGAAGCAAGCUAAUUCUGACACGUGGCUUCCCAUGCAGCGUUCAUGGGGUGCAAGGUGGGCUUUGAAUUUAGGUUUACAAUUACAAGCACCAUUAUCUAUUAAGCUCACAGAACAAGGCAAGGGCUAUUACAAGACAAUUGUGGCUGAUAGUGUAAUUCCACAUGGCUGGCAACCUGGCCAAGUUUAUCGAUCUGUUGUUAAUUUUUAAACUCUGUUUAAAAUCAUGACAUCAAUCGAGAAAAUAUGUAAAAGAAGAACUGCCAGAUUAUAUAAAUAAGUUUAUCCUUGUCAGUUCAUAUAUAUAUACACAAUGGAAGAUUGUUUAGCAAUA
Messenger RNA from Glycine soja, 927 nucleotides. RefSeq names its product putative expansin-B2. The record is from RefSeq and is a predicted model, not a curated record. Gene Ontology annotation, biological process: sexual reproduction. The transcript is spliced from 4 exons. Bases 1 to 804 code for a protein of 267 amino acids. Gene Ontology annotation, cellular component: extracellular region. NCBI's taxonomy places the organism in Eukaryota, Viridiplantae, Streptophyta, Magnoliopsida, Fabales, Fabaceae.